AUAAUGAAUUCAUGUAUACAUCAUAUACACUUAUUUAAAAAUUAGCAACUACAUAUUACGAUACCCGCAAAUCCCCGAUAUGCGGAUACCACGGAUUUUUUUUAACUGCACGGCGUCCUACAUAGGGGACUAUAGUUCGCUGGUGAUAAUGUAAAUAUUUCGCAGUUUAUCCUUACGCAUUCAUUACCUUCAAACACAGCUAUAAUAUUUGUAUAAACAAUGCUACUAAAAUUUUUCGCGAUUCUUUCCGUUGCGACACCAGCAUUUGAGUAUGAAGAUUAUCAAAACAGUAACGAAAUACCACCAGUCAGCACCAGCGGACCAAAAUUCGGCUUUCCAUUUCGACCACCGUCGCUUAUCAACGAGGCUUCAACCAAACUCACAAAAGUAUACUGGAACACACCGACUUUCCAAUGUGACUACCACAAACUGAACUUUUCCGGUUUGGCGGAGAAGUAUAAAAUAAUUAUGAACAAAGACGAUCGAUUUCACGGGAAUGCAAUCAAUAUAUUGUACGACCCUGGUAACUUUCCUGCUGUCCUCAAAAAUGGUACCAGGACAGUGUUGAGGAAUGGAGGAGUACCACAAGAAGGUAAUCUGACGGAUCACUUGAUUAUCUUCGAGAAACUUGUUCAGCAGUUGAUUCCUGACGAAAGUUUUUCAGGAAUAGGUAUUAUCGAUUUUGAAAGUUGGCGACCUGUAUUUCGACAAAAUUUUGGCGCCUUAUCGGAAUACAAAGUAUUGUCUUUUGAUAUAGAAAAGCGAAGGCACCCGAUAUGGACAAAUGCCUGGUUGCAAAAGGAAGCGAAAAAAAGAUUCGAAGCAGCUGCUAAGCAGUUCAUGGAAGAAACAUUACUCGUUGCCAAACUGACGAGACCAUAUGCUACUUGGGGAUACUAUGCUUACCCUUAUUGUUUUAAUAUGUCUCCAAGCAACAGACGGGGUCCAUGUCCUAAGGAGGCAGUUGUUGAAAAUGAUAGUUUAGAAUGGCUUUUCAAUUUGGAAGACAAUUUAUAUCCGUCGCUGUAUUUAAGCAAUAAGGAUUCGAUAAAGGACAAGGUGAAGAUGGUAGAAGGGAGGAUUGAAGAAACCAAAAGAAUUGUCAAACACCUCGAGAAACACAAAAAUAUCAUGCCUUAUUUCUGGUAUAAGUAUCAUGAUGCAAAAGAUUUUCUAUCAAAGGAAGACAUCUUUAGCAUCUUCACGGUACUGUCCAGCUAUUAUUUAGAUGGUCUAGUCAUCUGGGGUAGCAGUAACGAUGUUAAUACCAAAGGAAAAUGCAUAGAGCUCUACCACUACAUCAAUGAAAUUCUAGGUCCGUCUUUGUUAGAAAUAUUCAAAUUAUAAUUCCUUUUUUAAAAUGGAUUCCAUCCUCUUUUAAAUCAAAUCAUAGAAUAUGACGGGAAUUCCAACAAAAAUUAAAAAAUGUACAGCGUGUUACUCAGUUGUAGAUCUUAAUUACAAGGGCACAUUCCUAAAUCAAAUGUAAGUAGCGAAGUUUGUACAAACGUGCAUCCUAAAAAGUCUAGUUUCACAGAUACGGACUGUCAAAAAAAUGUUUUUUAAUUAUUAUUAUCUCUAGAUUCUUGUGCCGAUUUUACUGAAUUUUGGCAAUGGUGCGUUUAUUGCAAUAAGGCCAAAAGAAUGCCUGUGGCAUCUCGGGAGUCUCACGGGUAAUAAUACCUAUUGACAAAAAACGUACGUCGAUUUUUUUAAAAUACAUUUUUUCGGAUUAAGCAGCUUCUAAUGUCUCAUGGUAUCUUUUCCUAUUGUACAUCGUUUCCGACUGGGAAAAUUAAAACAACUUCAAGUCAUGUAGAAAAUUUGUUAAAUUUUUAACCAAAUCAACUUUCUGGCUAGGGAAUGUUUUAUUCUGAACAUCAUUUUGGACUUCUCGUCUCAGUUUGCCAUUUUGAGGUAUUCAUGAAAACUUUUUUUUUAAAUUUGAUGCCAUGUAUCUUGAGAGACAUUCUUUUUAGGACACAUACUUGUUUGUAAAGGGUGUCUCAAUAAGAGCGCCUGAAUUGAUUUUCAAGAAAAACACAAUUUCUUUUCGAAUUAGGCGAGUAUUUAUAUUUCAACGUCAUGAGGAAUAGUUGCGAUUGAACAUGAGAUAGAACAUCCGGAAAUGGCCACCACGAAACCUCUGGCACAGGGUCAGUCUUUUCUUAAAAUUCUAAAAAACGUUUUCGCACAACUGUGGCUCUAUUACGUCGAUAACGCGCCGUAUCUCUUCUUUAAGGCGUUCAACUGUUUGAGGCUUGUUCGCAUACACCUCUUCCUUCACCCAGAGGAAGAAGUCCAUUGGCGUUAGAUCGCACGAUAUUGGUGUCCAAUUUUGAUCGCCAAAGAGAUAACACGGUCUGGAAACUUGGUCCGCAGUAACACCAUUGCUGGGUGGCAGGUCGCACCGUCUUGUUGGAAGAACAUAUCGUCAUCAAUUCGAUCCAAGUGGGGCCACAAAAACUCGGUUAACAUUUCGCGAUACCGCACACUAUUAACAGUUACCUCAGUUCCAGUUGCAUUUUCGAAGAAAUACGAUCCAAUCACUCCGCCACUCCACAAUGCGCACCAAACGGUAACUCGCGGCGGAUGCAUUGGUUGUUUGAUUAUUAUACUAGAGUUUUCAGAACUACGAAUUCGGCAGUUCUGCUUAUUGACAUACCCGUUCAGUUGAAAGUGUGCCUCAUCAGAAAAAAAAUUUCUUGGAGAAAUCCGCAUCAAUUUGGUGGUGCUCCAGCGCACAAUCAACGAAUUCACAGUGCUGCGCAUGGUCCGCUGGCUUGAGUUCUUGCGCCAGUUAAACCUUGUACGCAUGCAAGCACAGAUCUUUUGUCAAAACUCGUUGCAGAGUGGGUCUGGUAAGGUUCAAUUCUUGGCCACACGAAGUGCCUGGAUUCUCGCCCACACUUUCCCGCAGUGCGACUAUAUUUUCGAGGGACCGACCAGGACGGCGAUGAACAGUGGUCUUCACCUCCAGCAACGUGAAUUUUGUCUCAAAUUGUGUGAUUAAAUGGCGAAUCGACGUCUCAUUCGUUGGGAUGAACAUAUCCAAUACAUUAAAAAGAAACUUAGAUUUAUAUAAAUUCAGAUACUACAAACAAAUUUUCAAUGAAAGUCAAUUAAAAAUUUUAUAUCAUUAGUUGAAUGCCACAUAACCUAUGGAAUUAUUAUCUGGGGAUCCACGAAUAAUAACCAUCGAAAUUCUUUAUAAGUAAUAAAAAAACUAUUCAUAAAAACAAUUCAUAAUAAACCUUUACUAUAUCCCUCCAAAUCACUGAUUAUAGAAUCAAAAGUUUUCGUCAUGAAAACAUUAUUUUGGUAUAAUGUUAUACUAGAAUUCCAUAAAAACAAACUUUCGACCAUUUAUAAAAAUUAUCAAUAUGAUACUAGAAAUAAAAAUAAACAAAUAAUCAUUGCAACACCAAACAAAGAAAUAAUUUUGAAAUCUUCUAUAUACUUAGGUCCAUCAUAGCUUACCAAUAUAUAUAUAUAUACAGGGUGCCUUUGAAGUUGAGUCAUUAAUUUUCAGAUAAUGAUUGUAGAAGGAAGAUAAACCAAAAUAUGUGUGUAAAAAUAAAAAAAAAUUAAAAAAAAAAUGUUACCUUGUUUUAUAAAGUAUCCUCCCGACAAGUAUUUCAGUGCGGACCUGUAUUUGAUCGUGCGGUCUUGGAG
This is a messenger RNA of Acanthoscelides obtectus, 3675 nucleotides long. NCBI's taxonomy places the organism in Eukaryota, Metazoa, Arthropoda, Insecta, Coleoptera, Chrysomelidae. The record is from the annotation of a GenBank genome assembly.